Messenger RNA from Adineta steineri, 1344 nucleotides. The record is from the annotation of a GenBank genome assembly. NCBI's taxonomy places the organism in Eukaryota, Metazoa, Rotifera, Eurotatoria, Adinetida, Adinetidae.
AUGUCUGGUCAAACUAAAAUGAUAUUUAUAACAUCAGAUGAAGAUCUAGUUCAUAAAAUAUCUGCAACUAAAUCAACAAAUACACGUAUUAUCGAUUUGGAUGAUCAUGAACAAAUGUCACUGACAAUAAAUGAUAAAAAUAUGAUUAAUUUAGCUCUUGCAGAAUUAUCUGAACUUAAUUCAACUGAUCAUAAUCAAUCAAAAGAAAAAGAAAUUUCAAAAAAAUCAAUUGAUUUAAUUUGUAAAAUAUGUGGUGAUCGUGCGAUUGGUUUUAAUUAUGAUGUUCUAUCAUGUGCAUCAUGCAAAGCUUUUUUUCGUCGAAAUGCUUAUCAACAAUUGGAAGAAUUAAAAUGUUUAACAGGUAAUAAUGAAUGUUUAGUUAUACAUGGAAUAAAUCGUAAAUGUCAUCGAUGUCGACUUAGUCGAUGUUUUAUGAUGGGAAUGAGAAAAGAUUUUAUUGUUAAAAAAGAAACAAAACAAAAAAAGAAAAAAUAUCUUGAAGAAAAUUUAUUAAAUACUAAUUUUAUUCCUCAGUUACUAUUGGAUUUGGAUAAUGACAACAAUAAUAUUGAAUUAAAUGAAAUGGAAGAAACAGUAUUGGAUACUUUAUCUACUGAAGAAUGGAUAACAAUUGAAAAUCUUCAAAGAUUAUUUAUAUCAACUAUGCAGGAUGACAAUGCACAUAAAUUUAGUAUUAAUAUAACAGAUCGUGAUUCUGCUAUUAUGUCUUGUUUAAACUACGCUGAUCAGACUGCUUUACGUUUUAUCAAUUUUUUUCGUCAAAUUAAUGAAUUUGAAGGUUUAAAUAGUGAUGAUCGUUUUAUUUUAAUGAAAUAUAAUCUUCUUCCAGUUUUUCCAAUAUAUAAAUGUUUCAAUUAUAAACCAGACAAUCAUUAUCUUUCAAGCAAAGAGAAUGAAGAAACAAGAAGAUUUGAUCAAUUUUUUAUGUUAUUCGAUGAAACGUAUGAUCUUCGUGAUACACUCGUAAAAUUAGUAAUAUCACUUGUUCAAUUAACUAAUCAAGAUGCAAUGAUCUUAUGUUUUGUUCUGAUAAUUCUUGUUUUUUCUCAAGGUUUAUUAAUGAAUGAAGAAGAACCAAUAUUAAAAGAUUCAUUGGCUGUUAAUCGAAUUCAAUCUUAUUACAUAAAAUUAUUUUGGAAUUAUUUAGUUAAUAAAUGGGAUGAACAACAAGCUUGUAAAUAUUUUAUUCAAUUGCUUAACAUGGUUUUUCGACUUCAAUCAACGAGUAAAAUAUUUCAAAACUUUCUUCGUAACCAUCUUACUUCAAGAAAUAGUGUAGAUCAAAUUACCCCACUUAUGCAAAGUGUUCUAAAUAUUUCUUAA